CCGCGCAAAAAACAACCGAGAUCGCAUUGAGACGAACGUAGUCCGUGACAUAUGUUUGUCAGACCUAAUGGGUUUAAUGGUGGCCCGGGAUGUACAUAAAAGGUGAACCACCGAACUUUUAUUCAGUGCGUCCAAGAUUACAAGAGAGAAGGAGCUGUUUAAAGACCAACAACUCACUAGAUUUAAGAUUAGGAAAACGUUUCAAUUUAAAAAAUAGAAUGUCUUGGAAAUGUUUUUCUGCUGUUUUGGUCGUUAUUGCGUGUUGUGGCGGAGUUAAAGGCCAAGAAAGUCUAAAUGAGGAGAGUAUGCCGCAGGAGAUUUAUAAAGACCUUCAGAACUCAAACAACUUACCAGGGUACGAAAGUGAAAGCAAGGGCGUUGUUAAUCACGUGACGAAUAUGCCCGAUGCUGAAAUUCUGCAGAAAAUCCUGUAUUUACUGGAAGAAGAACGCAUGCCAAGUGAGAACGAUCAACGCACAGGAACAGCUGCGGGAAAUGUCGCUACCAGGCAGCUUCAUGUGCCAAGCAUAUUGAAACGGUUCUCAAUGCCUUCGGUGAUAAAAAAGGGCAUGAUGGGCCCUUCCAUUAUUAAGCGAAUAGGUCCAGGACCUUCGUUCGGUGGGCAGCAAGAACAAAAAGUAGUGGAACCAACCACAAGAAACCACCGCAUGAUGCUCGGACCUGGAAUACUGAAGAGAUUCGGAAUGAUUCCGUCCAUCAUUAAAAAGAGGCGCUUCAUGGGCCCGUCCAUCAUAAAACGGGACGGAGCACAGGAACCGACCGACAACUCCUACAACUACUAAUGUUCACGUUCGUUUAAGUUUCAUAUUUCAAGUAGUUGGUGUCAUAAUUGGCGUAAUUGGUUUGUGGAUUUCUCAUCGUUGUCGGUUUUAAUAUAGAACCUGGUUUUGCCGAGA
Molecule: messenger RNA, 917 nt
Organism: Ciona intestinalis (vase tunicate)
Lineage: Eukaryota; Metazoa; Chordata; Ascidiacea; Phlebobranchia; Cionidae
Source: RefSeq, a predicted model, not a curated record